CUCAAUUCUAAAAAUGGCAUCUGCAAAUAGGGGAGAGGCAGUCCAAAAACAAAUUCAGCAAGAUUGGGUAAAUAGAGAAUACAUAGAAAUUAUUACUAUUAGUAUCAAGAAAAUUACAGACUUUUUAAACUCGUUUGAUUUGUCCUGUCGCUCAAAACUUGCUGGUUUGAACGAGAAACUAACCAUACUUGAGAGAAAAAUUGAUUAUUUGGAAGCUUGUGUGACAAAAGGUGAAACACUUACAUGAGACCAGCUAGUUUAAUCCAUUCUCAUAAUCAUGUUGUCUUUUCACAGAUUUUUAAAUUGUUUGCCAUCAAAAACUUUACAUCAAAAUAGAACAUUGUUUUACUGGAUUAAUUUACAAUUUAACUCAUUGGAUGUUGAACGUAAAAAAAAGUUAGGACCUGAUCGUACAUGUGCGGAAUGGAUAUUAAGAAACGGUGGCUCUGUGAAAUUUGUUAGCUUUAAGGGUUAUUUAACAGACUAUAAUGAGUUGCCUCUGGAAGGUACUCUUCUUCGUGUGAAAGAAGUAGAUGCUUCAAAUACAAGCAUUAUGCAUUCUGGAUUUGAACACUUUAAUGGUUGCAAACACAUAGAGUUGUUAAAAUUACACAAGUGUGCUUAUGUUGAUGAUAAAGCUUUAGAACAGUUGCAUUAUUUAAAAGAUUCUUUAUGUAAAUUACAAGUUAGUUGUUGUCCAAAUGUAACAGAGAAAGGAAUUUUGAGUUUAGGGGUUUUAAAAAAAUUGGCCAAAUUAAAUAUAUGUGACCUUACUUCUGUUAAAUCAUUAGAGGAUACUGUACAAACUUUAAAAACUAGUUUGCCUCAUUGUGAAAUAGCAUGUUCUACUGGAUGAACAAUUUUUGGGCCUUGUAGAUAUAAAUGUGCAUUGUAAAUAUAUACAUAUUUUCAUUUUUACAUAUAAUACAUUUGUAACGCAAUCAUUUUUUAAAACAAACAUAUUUUGUAUUAUUAAUAUAUGAAAGUAUAAUUAUUGUCUACAAGGUGAAACAUAAAUGUAUUAUCUUUAGUUUUUAUCUCAAAUAUAUUUUAUUUCAUUUUCA
Diabrotica balteata is the source of this 1064-nucleotide messenger RNA. NCBI's taxonomy places the organism in Eukaryota, Metazoa, Arthropoda, Insecta, Coleoptera, Chrysomelidae. The record is from the annotation of a GenBank genome assembly.